Paramecium sonneborni is the source of this 695-nucleotide messenger RNA. The record is from the annotation of a GenBank genome assembly. NCBI's taxonomy places the organism in Eukaryota, Ciliophora, Oligohymenophorea, Peniculida, Parameciidae.
AAAUACUAUUCACAAUUUGUAAUAUUAAUUAUAUAUGAAUCAUUGUUGUGAUUACUUUCAACUCUCUAACUCUGACAACCAGAACAUAUAAGCCAUCAAAUCUAAAUGGCGAUUCUAGAGUAAUUCUAUACAUGUACGACAACCUUAAUUUAAAAUACAUACUGAAGAACAACCUAAAAAAACAUUUUAAUUGCCUGAUGUUUUUAUGACAACUAGAUAAAAUUUACAUAUAGUUGAACAUAAUCAUAUGAUCUAGUAAUCAUUUUAUGAAAUCCUUAAAAAAUUAGAAAAGAAAGCAAGUUAAGUUUAAGUAGUUUAGAGGUUUCUCCAAAUAUUCCAUUCUUAAAUAAAAGCAAAGAUUAGAAAUAUAAAGAACUAACAGAUUUAUAAAAGAGAUAUUCUUAAUACAAGUACAUCAUUAUGCUUAAUUUAAAUAGAAAAUAAUUUCAUAAAGUUAAGAAAUAUCAAUAGCCUUAAUAAUUUAGUGUACCAAUAAUAUCGAAGCAAGAAUCAUUAAUUCUUUAUAAUGGAAUUAAGUUACCAUAUAAUUUAUACAUUAUAAAUAAGAAUAGGUAAUUAGCUAUUAAUAAUCUAAUGUAAAAUGGAAAUGGCCAAGUAGAAAAAUAAUCUAAAUAACAAAUAGAGAUGAUAGAUAAUGAAAUAAAUAAAGUUCGUAAUAUUGGUCAAUAUUUUAA